AUGUCGACACACCAGCAAUAUGCGCCGGUGACAGGCAACCGCAAGUAUCUCGCACAGCACCGUCCAAGCGUGCACACCGAAUUCUCCGAACCAUACCUAUCUGGCAUGAUGACCUCCCUCGGUGCUGUUGAUCAUGACACCUACCAGAACCCGCUUAACAGCAGGUACUGCAGCCGCGAGAUGAAGUACAUCUUCUCCCCACGAAAUCGGUUCAGUACCUGGCGACAGCUUUGGGUCUACCUUGCCGAAUCCGAGAAGGAGCUAGGCUUGCCCAUCUCUGACGAGGCCAUCACACAGCUCAAGGCUCAUGUUCGGAUCGAAGACGAUGAGUUCGGCGCUGCUGCUACGGAAGAAAAGCGUCGCCGUCAUGAUGUGAUGGCACAUGUCCACACUUACGGCCUAGUCGCGCCAGAGGCCGCUGGUAUCAUACACUGGGGCGCGACUUCAUGCUACGUGACAGACAACGCAGAUCUGAUCUUCCUGAGAAACGCACUGAACUUGGUGCUCCCUAAGCUCGCAGCUGUGAUACAGCGUCUUGCUGCUUUCGCUAUCGAGUACAAAGAUCUGCCAUGUCUUGGCUACACCCACGGCCAACCUGCACAGCUCGUGACUGUUGGCAAGCGCGCCAGUCUGUGGGUCACCGAUCUUCUGCGCAACCUUCGCAACCUGGAGCAGCAGCGAGAUGAGAUCAUGCACUCCUUCCGUGGCGUCAAGGGUACGACCGGUACUCAGGCCAGCUUUCUCGCUAUCUUCAAAGGCAAGCAUGAGCUGGUCGAGAAGCUAGACGAGCUUGUCACACAGAGAGCAGGCUUCGCUGAGGCAGAGAUUUCCACCAGCCAAACAUACUCCCGGCUAAUCGAUGUGGACGUGCUGCACGCACUGGGCUCCUUCGGCUGUGCCUGCGAGCGCAUAGGCAGUGACAUUCGCCACCUGGCUAUGUUCAAGGAGAUCGAGGAACCCUUCGAGGCUGACCAGAUCGGCUCGAGCGCAAUGGCGUACAAGCGAAAUCCAAUGCGAUCCGAGCGACUCUGUUCACUAGGAAGGAAGCUUCGCAACUUCAGCCCAGAUGCUGAGCAGACUUAUGCUAGCCAGUGGCUUGAGCGAAGCUUGGACGACUCUGCCAUCCGACGUCUUGCUCUUCCCGAGUCUUUCCUGAGCGCUGAUGCUUGCUUGAUCUUGCUCAACAACAUCUCCAAUGGUCUCGUCGUCAACAAGGCUGUCAUCAACCAGCGCAUCGAAGCAGAGAUCCCGUUUAUGGCUACUGAGAACGUCAUCAUGGCCAUGGUCGACAAGGGCAAGUCGCGACAGGAAGUGCACGAAGAAAUCCGUGUCCUCUCUCACCAGGCCGGAGCUGUGGUGAAGCAAGAGGGCAAGCCAAACGACCUCAUCGACCGGAUACGAAACAACGACUACUUCGAGCCAAUCCUGCCUGAGCUGGACACCCUUCUUGACCCUGCCACCUUCAUCGGUCGUUGCCCUGAGCUGGUGCAGAAGCUCGUGGCCACCAAGGUCAAGCCUGCACUCGAGCCAUACUCGGAUGCUCUCAAGGACGCCAAGGUUGCAGAACUGAGCGUCUAA
Fulvia fulva is the source of this 1578-nucleotide messenger RNA. RefSeq names its product Adenylosuccinate lyase. Gene Ontology annotation, molecular function: N6-(1,2-dicarboxyethyl)AMP AMP-lyase (fumarate-forming) activity; (S)-2-(5-amino-1-(5-phospho-D-ribosyl)imidazole-4-carboxamido) succinate lyase (fumarate-forming) activity. Gene Ontology annotation, cellular component: cytosol. Gene Ontology annotation, biological process: 'de novo' AMP biosynthetic process. Lineage: Eukaryota; Fungi; Ascomycota; Dothideomycetes; Mycosphaerellales; Mycosphaerellaceae. The record is from RefSeq and is a predicted model, not a curated record. The transcript is spliced from 5 exons. Bases 1 to 1578 code for a protein of 525 amino acids.